UGAACAAUUGGUUCAGUGUGUGUCGUGGGCGAGAGUCGUGCGCACGGCCGCGCGCUCCCGGGAGACCGGGGAAGUUUCACGCGCUCGGGAAACUUUACACAAACAUUGGGACCAACGAACAAUAACAUGCGCUCAUGUAUGAAGAAGCAAACGUUUCUGGAUCAUUCUAGAAGUUAAUUGGCUUCUUUAUUACUGAUUGAGUUAUUUGUAAAAGUGCCAUGGCAACCAGAGGCUUUGCUUGAGAGCAGAGCCGGUCGGCGUGCCUGGAAAUAUGCAGCAGCCUUGGUGGUCCAUAUACUUACUGGCUAUAUUCAUGCUAGGACUAGACUCGAAGCUCGUUGGUCAAGCAUUUCAACCAGAAUUCGCUGAGUCACUAAUGAAUCUGACUGUACCAAUCGGCCGGGAUGCAACUUUCAGAUGUCUAGUACAAAACUUAGGCGGAUACAGAGUAGGAUGGGUAAAAGCCGAUACUAAAGCCAUUCAAGCAAUACACGUCCACGUAAUAACAAACAAUCACAGAGUCGGAGUAUCACAUAACGGUCAGACCGUUUGGAAUUUACACAUUAGAAACGUCCAGGAGGAGGACCGGGGUCAAUACAUGUGUCAGAUCAAUACGGACCCAAUGAAAAGCCAGAUGGGUUACCUAGAAGUGGUAAUCCCUCCAGAUUUUAUACCAGAAGAGACGUCAGGAGACAUAAUGGUACCUGAAGGUGGUACUGCCAGAGUCUCUUGCCGUGCAAGAGGCAUGCCAGAACCUCGUGUUCUUUGGAGGAGAGAAGAUGGGGCUGAUAUCGUUAUCAGGGAUCCAAAUGGUACCAAAACUAAAGUUGCCAUGUACGAGAAAGACGUGUUAACACUGACGAAAAUAUCUCGUUCGGAUAUGGGCGCAUAUCUGUGCAUCGCGAGUAACGGUGUGCCACCCACCGUGAGCAAGAGAAUUACUAUCAAAGUGCAUUUUCACCCGGUGAUCCAAGUGCCCAAUCAGCUGGUGGGCGCUCCGCUGGGUACUGACGUCACCAUUGAGUGCUACGUCGAGUCAUCGCCCAAGUCUAUCAACUACUGGGUCAGAGAUUCAAACGAAAUGGUGAUAUCAUCAAGCAAGUACGAAGUCGUCAACACAGUGGUCAGCUCGUUCGAGAGCCGCAUGACGCUGACGGUGCGACGGCUCACGGCAGCCGAUGUGGGGGGGUACCGGUGCGUCGCCAAGAACUCGCUGGGAGAAGUCGAUAGCGUCAUCAGGUUAUAUGAAAUCCCAGGGCCAACUGUAAAGAACACGAGUCCAGCAUACAAAAGAGACGACUACAAGUACUCGACGCCGAUAGAGGGGCCUGACAAUCAAUUCGGUUCUGCUGACAGCUCAGAUGACGAAGAUGAACGAGACACGGCCACAUACACCACCGACAGACAUUCAAAUGCAUACAAACACGAAAACGUUACUAGAAACAGAACAAUCCAUUACCCCCCGACAACGGAACAAAAGCUCAGCAAUAAAGUCCGCAAAAUUAUUAACAAAUUCGAAAUAGAAGAGUUUGGCAACAACAGAUGUUGUGUGCACUCUCUUCUCGUAAUAAACUGUAUUCUUUCGUUAGCAAUUAUUGUAGUACUAGAUUAUACGUAGAGAAAUAUUUGUGCUAGCUGUUAUUGCUAAAUGUUUACAAUGUUAACCAAACGAUACUUCGGUAUUCAUUCCAGUAUAUUGUAAGUUACGUGGAUGCAAGAUUUUAGCCUUCGAAUAUUAAUUAAUUGAACGUUUUGAAGUGGAUGCGAAAUUGAUAUUGAUGAGAGAGUUCCGUAGCUAUGGAAAUUAAUAUUACAUUGACGCGAUAUCGAUACAUUACAUUAUUAUCCAUUAUAAUCGAAUAUUUAUAAAAGCUUCACCUACUCUGAUACGUGUGUGAUAUGAUACCAGACUGUGAUGAAGAUAACAAAGAAAGCCACUUAUAUCAAACAGCGUAUUAUUGACUUAUCAGCUGUUAUUUUAACUAAGUAUUGGAAAAAUGCCAAAUGAUGAUGAAUCCAGCUGUUUAAAUUUUAUUCAAACAACAUUUUCCUUUGAUUGGCAUACAGAUUUUAAUUAAUCAUAGCUCAGUGAAAUGCUUUAUUAUAAUUUUAAUACGUAAUUGAUUUAAAUAACACAUGAAUCAUGCAAUUUUAUGACCCGAAUGAAAACAAAAGUUUUUCUAAUUAUUGUUUACUACUGACGUUGUUUGUUGAAAAUAACUAAUAAAAAUCAAGGGAACGAAUAUAAAUGGUCAUACGGAACGAUCAAUUUUAAUCAGGCAGGUAGCUAAAUAACAAACUUAUUAUACUUGUGUCGACAUAUUACGAGUACAUUUGUGAUUUCACCAAAAUCUACAUUCGAAAAAGUUACUUCAAAGUUUGUUUUUGUUUUCUUAAAGCUCUUCAAAGCCGUCAUUUAUGCACGUUUUCCCACAAGAUUUUUACCCAAAAAUGAGUACUUGAAAAGGUUUGUCGUACACCGACAGACACGAUUUUUUAUUAAUGUAAAUGCGGCUUUAAAUGCGAAUCCGUGGCGGAUACAAGUAUGAAUGGAUGUUGGUGACAAUACUUUUUCUGAAUAUUUAAAAUUAUCAUCCCAUACCAUGUGUUGAGGUUUUGUUUCAACUCUUAACGUUCGCUUUUGAAUUUUGCGCUACUCGUUAAAUCUUUGCUCAUUUGUUUGUCUUUGGGAAUAAUGUUCAUAUGUAGAUAUUUUGUUCUUUUUCGUGUGUAACAAACAUGUGCAUAUGAUGGGUAAAUAAGAAAUAUUUUAUGUUAUAAAACUUUCAUUUUGUUUCAAUAGUACCUACAGUUUAUAUUUAUUCCAUAACAGAUUUACACUGGUGAGGAAGAUUUUAACACGUAGUUAAGUACAACAUACUAGCUUCCACCAGUGGUUGCAUCUCUGUUCUGUGGGAACUAUCUCUACUUUACGCACCAGGAUAAAAGCUUAUAGCCUUUCUAGAUAAAAUAAGUUUUCUAAUACUGAAAUGUUUUCUUCAACUUUUCUACUUUUUUCAAGACAUCAACUUUCUAAAUUAGUACAGAUUAUAAUUAUGUCCGUUCAUUUUGGGCAUAUAGCGAGCGAGUAUUUUGAGUGAACAAUGUCUCAAUUUCAGUCUCGAGAAGGUAUUGCUUUGCAUUCUAGUAGUAGUUAACUAAUUCGAAUCUGUAGCAGAUGGUGUAAUGCGCCAACAUUUUAGAUGGUACCUUAAUUGCGGUUUUGCUAUCCAAAUAAAAAAACUUAACUUAUUAAAAAUUUAAUUAAGAUUAACUUUUUGUAGAGGUAUACAGGAGAAAAACCAUAUACUACUUAUUCAUGAAAUGUAUGUUCUGGUAUCAUAUGACUCACGAAACCAUUUAUUUAUACAAUUAAAAUUAAGUAUCUUUUUUAUACUGAACUAUUGGACACAAAAACAAUAAAAUCACAAAUCGUAUUUGUUGUGAAAGUAAGAAAGAAAAGUUAUCCAUGUAAAGUCCAUAAGUAAGAAUCAUGAUUCCAAAUAAUACAUAUUAAUGACCAAAUUGUUGUUAAAAUAUUGACGACCAUAUAAGUUUACCGACAUAUUAUAUGUCUCACAAAAAAUUAACCAAUAUAAUUUAUUUAAAUGUCGAAGAAUACUUUAAGCAUUUUUAUUUAAUACAAACACAUAACAACUUCUUGAAGUUUAUAAAAAUGUUCAAAGUAUUCUCGUUAUGAACAAUUAUAUAUUGUAACCAAUUCUAUGAUCAUUGGAACUGAAUCGCUAGAUAGAACAUGUCAUUAUAAAUAAACAAAUAAAUUAUUAUUCUAAA
Molecule: messenger RNA, 3795 nt
Organism: Helicoverpa armigera (cotton bollworm)
Lineage: Eukaryota; Metazoa; Arthropoda; Insecta; Lepidoptera; Noctuidae
Product: lachesin
Exons: 9
Coding region: 272-1618 (448 amino acids)
Cellular component (GO): neuron projection
Source: RefSeq, a predicted model, not a curated record